This is a messenger RNA of Myotis lucifugus (little brown bat), 854 nucleotides long. RefSeq names its product retinol dehydrogenase 16-like. The transcript has 3 exons. Gene Ontology annotation, molecular function: oxidoreductase activity. The record is from RefSeq and is a predicted model, not a curated record. NCBI's taxonomy places the organism in Eukaryota, Metazoa, Chordata, Mammalia, Chiroptera, Vespertilionidae. Bases 1 to 753 code for a protein of 250 amino acids.
AUGUCGCCUCCUCAUACUGUCCUCACUCAGUUGGAAGGUGAAUUGGAACCACAGCUGUGUCCUCACUGCAAGGUCUCAGCACAGUCUUCCUCUCUCCCCUCUGUGUGCCCAGGACUCUGGGGCCUGGUGAAUAAUGCUGGCAUCUCUGUGCCCACGGCACCCAAUGAGUGGCUGACCAAACCGGACUUCGUAAAGAUACUCAAUGUGAACCUGUUGGGGGUGAUCGAGGUGACCCUGAGUCUGCUGCCCCUGGUGAGGAAGGCAAAGGGCCGAGUGGUCAAUGUCUCCAGUGUCAUGGGUCGUGUAGCCUUGUACGGUGGAGGCUACUGCAUCUCUAAGUACGGCGUCGAGGCCUUCUCCGACUCCCUCAGGAGGGAGCUCUCCCACUUUGGGGUGAAAGUGGCUAUCAUUGAGCCAGGUUACUUCAAGACUUUUGUGACCAGUUCUGCGGUGAUUUCUAGGAGCUUCCAAGACGCAUGGGAUAGGGCCAGCCCAGAGGUCAAGGAGGCCUAUGGGGAGAGGUUUCUGGCACGCACCCUGAAAGCAAUUGGAUCGUGGAAUAAAUUGGGCACACAAGAUCUGUCCUUGGUGACGAACUGCAUGGAACAUGCUCUGACCGCCUGCCAUCCCCGCACCCGAUACUCACCUGGCUGGGAUGCCAAGCUCAUCUACCUUCCCAUGAGCUACAUGCCCACCUUCCUGGUGGAUGCCAUGAUCAACUUGUGCAACCCAAGACCUGCUAAGGCCAUGUGACCCAAGAUUGUGGUGCAUAGUAGGGGGGAAUUGGGUACUGUGUGAGGGAGAAGAUGCAUCUGUAGAGAGAAGUACGGAGCAUUUUUGCUCACAUACUCAAA